This is a messenger RNA of Phytophthora infestans T30-4, 246 nucleotides long. RefSeq lists its product as uncharacterized. The transcript has 2 exons. Bases 1 to 246 code for a protein of 81 amino acids. NCBI's taxonomy places the organism in Eukaryota, Oomycota, Peronosporomycetes, Peronosporales, Peronosporaceae. The record is from RefSeq and is a predicted model, not a curated record.
AUGCUGAACUGGGAGGACACAAGUGACAUUCCAAAGCAAGACUACAUCCCACAACAGUCGGCGCGCGAGGUCGCGAUAACUACAUAUGUGAUGGGACCUAUGCGGACAGUCUCAAAAGGAGGCACACGGUACGUCCUUACGCUGGUGCAAUACCACUCAAGAUACGUGGUAGUGCACUUCCUGAAGAAGAACAGCGACGUGAUCACAAUAUUGAUCAAGUUUAAAACCCUUUUCGAGAACCGGUGA